UCAGCUGAUGAAACCGUUUACUAAGAAUUUACCUGAAACCUCGGGCAAUUUAGGUCCGCGUCUGACGGUCGCAGGCUCGUGCGAGUUCGUUUUUAACCUUUCUUUUUCAAUCGACCGCAGGUUAGUUUUAUUAAAGGAGUUGCCAGAAGAAAUGGAACAGUAGAAACAAAGAAGAACGUUACUUGAAUUAUAUAAGUGGUUUCUAGGAAUCGUGAAUACCUGAGGAUUUUUUUUCUGGGCCGAGAAAUCUCAAAAUGUGGCCCACAUUAUUGUCCGUCGGCAUCUUUGGGUGUCUUAUAGGGAUUUUGCCGUGUUACGCUCAGCAAUGUGGCCGACCACCAUUAAGGGAGGACAGAAUCGUGGGAGGGGUAGAUGCAGCAAAUGGGGCCUGGCCUUGGCAGGUAGACAUACAGACUGCAAAUGGUCACAUCUGCGGAGGCUCCAUCAUAUCGCAGAACUGGAUCCUUUCAGCUGCUCAUUGUUUCACAAACCCAUCUGACGUGAGUUCUUACAUCAUCUACACGGGCCGGUACCAGCUGAAUAACUUCAACCCGAGCCUGUCAUCAUAUAAAGUGAGUCAGGUGGUGAUCCCAUCCGGUUACACGGACCCCCACACUGGCUUCGACCUGGCCCUGGUGCAGCUGUCCAGCCCAAUAACCUGGUCCAGUUACGCCCAGCCCAUCUGUUUACCUGCGUCCAGCGUCCAGUUCCCAAAUGAUAUGCUGUGCUACGUCACUGGAUGGGGGAACAUCAGGGAAGGAGUCUCUCUGCCUGGAGUCGGGACUCUGCAGGAAGUACAGGUGCCAAUCAUCUCCCAGAGUUCAUGCCAGCAGAUGUACCAGACAAACCCGACGGAGCAGGUGGACAUCCUGAAUGACAUGAUCUGUGCUGGAUACCCGGGUGGUGGCAAAGACUCCUGCCAGGGUGAUUCGGGAGGCCCUCUCGUCUGCAAGAUGGUAAACGGGACCUGGGUGCAGGCUGGGGUGGUGAGCUUUGGACUGGGCUGUGCUAAGGCAAACCGGCCAGGCGUGUAUACCAGACUGACCAGCUACUCCAACUUCAUCCUGGGGAAGGUACCAGACGCCCAGCUGUACGGCCGAGCAAACGGGAACUGGUGUGAGAGGGCGGCCGUGUGGAUAAGUAGUCUGUCGACCCUGCUGGUCCUGCUACACACUUAAAGAACUGAACUACAAACUGGAAUCUUAAGAUCAAAGCUCAAUGACUCAGACCAGUAUUUAGUCAUGCACAUGAAGCCAUAUUUAACAAAAAUCUGUUUUUAGAACUAAAACUAUGAAUUAUGGUCUUCAAAAUAGUAUCUAUUAAAUGAUUUAUAUUCUCUUGUGUACAUGAAAUAAACUUUUUUU
Molecule: messenger RNA, 1364 nt
Organism: Betta splendens (Siamese fighting fish)
Lineage: Eukaryota; Metazoa; Chordata; Actinopteri; Anabantiformes; Osphronemidae
Exons: 6
Coding region: 255-1178 (307 amino acids)
Biological process (GO): proteolysis
Molecular function (GO): serine-type endopeptidase activity
Source: RefSeq, a predicted model, not a curated record